Messenger RNA from Limulus polyphemus (Atlantic horseshoe crab), 1719 nucleotides. RefSeq lists its product as uncharacterized. Bases 87 to 1121 code for a protein of 344 amino acids. Gene Ontology annotation, cellular component: extracellular region. The record is from RefSeq and is a predicted model, not a curated record. Gene Ontology annotation, molecular function: chitin binding. Lineage: Eukaryota; Metazoa; Arthropoda; Merostomata; Xiphosura; Limulidae. The transcript has 4 exons.
UCCAAGACGCCAGAUCGCCAUACAGGUUUGUAGAGAACUGAGUUCAACAGUCUCUUUUACCUGUAGAUCUUUGAGCAGUGUAGACCAUGUUCUUCAAUUAUGUGUAUGUUCGGCUUCUCCUCGUAACGCUUCUGUAUACAGUAAGUUUACACUCUCCUGACUGCGCUUCCCAUACUCUGGAAAAGAGACAGGCUUUUCAAAGGCGAUCUCGUCCAGCCUUUAGAUCACCAGGGAGGGUUAAAAUUAACCCUGAAAGUCCACAGCUGACAACAACUACGGAAGAGCCUAGUGACUAUUAUUAUGACGACUAUUAUGAUUACUAUCCAGACUACUAUUUAAGGACGACGACUACAACCACAACAACUACGACACCUCGUCCCCGUCCUUUAUUAAGAAGACGACGACCGUUUCGUCGAGGACGUGGGCCUGGCAGAUUCCGUCGACCAGUAUUUCGGAAAAGACCUGCUAUUCCAGAGGGUCCAAGAAAUGUCCCAGUACCAGUUGUGGCCAAAACGGAAGCACCGACCACCACUACCACUACACUUCCGCCAACCACCACUAAACCUCGCCGACACUAUCCGCCUCGUGAAGAUGGUAGGUAUAUUGACUACUUGUCGGACCCUAACCUUCCUCGAGAACUGAAUGGUGUGGAUUUGAACAAUUAUCCAUUCUUUAUUACUCUACCAGAAGAUAUCGACUUCAACUGUGAUGGUCGUCACGAUGGUUAUUACUCCAGCGUUCCUCAUAAAUGUCAGCUGUUUCACUGGUGUUUCGGAAGUCAGCGAUUCGACUUUCUUUGCCCGAAUUACACUUUGUAUGACCAAACGACAUUUACAUGCCGGUUUGUGAACAAAGUGGACUGUGAGAAUUCCGAACUGCACUACAAUCGAAACGAUGAACUUUAUGUGGAAACCACCACCUUGUCGGAGGAAGAGCAACGAGAGGAGAGGCGAAAGAAGAAACGGAAGAGCAAAAGUAGAAGAAGAAGCAGGAAUAGGAGCAGAAACAGAAGUAAAAAGCGCGAAGAAGAAGAAGAAGAAGAGAAUGAAGACGAAGAUGAUUAUGAAGACGAAGAUUAUGAUGAUGAAUAUUAUGACGAUGAAGAUGAGAAAAAAAAAUGAGCAGAAAUAAGUGGUUUACGCUGAAUUUCAAUAGAAGUUUUUAUCUAAAGUUUGAUCUCGCAAACAUGGCAGAAUUAUGAUAUUUAGUAAUGCUGUUUUCAAAGUUUUGGGUUACUGAAGAAGUAAACAAUAUAGAAUGGAGUAUGCAAAGCAUUAAAGAACGUUUUCGGCUUAAAGAAUGAACUUCAGGGUAUCUAGUGAAAAUGAGCCUCUGUGUGCAUGACAAGUUCUACAUAUAGUAUCCAAUCGUUCCUCAACAGACAUAUAAUUCCACUACAUCUACUUUAUUGGAUUUGUUACGCUAGUUAAAAGUUACUUGUUGUAUUUGUGAGUAAACGAGCCACUAGUUUUAGAUUUUUUAUCAAUAUUUUUAGGCUUUGCCUUCGUCAAGAUGGUUUGUCCAACACAACUCAAACAAACAGUCUUGAAGAAGGCGAAAAUCGAAACGCCACAGUCAUAUAAACCUUUUUAAACUUCUGAAAUUAGGUGUUCGUGCAGUUAUAAAUACAGACUAUUUGAUUGCUAUUUGACCAGAAAGCCAUACACAAAUUGAUCUGAAUAUCAUAAUUAAUAAAUAUUUUUAUUAUUGCUAAGGCAA